Molecule: messenger RNA, 1352 nt
Organism: Gorilla gorilla gorilla (western lowland gorilla)
Lineage: Eukaryota; Metazoa; Chordata; Mammalia; Primates; Hominidae
Gene: IZUMO1
Product: izumo sperm-oocyte fusion 1
Exons: 10
Coding region: 280-1332 (350 amino acids)
Biological process (GO): fusion of sperm to egg plasma membrane involved in single fertilization; heterotypic cell-cell adhesion; sperm-egg recognition
Cellular component (GO): acrosomal membrane; plasma membrane
Molecular function (GO): signaling receptor binding; protein binding involved in heterotypic cell-cell adhesion
Source: RefSeq, a predicted model, not a curated record
GGGUGGGGCCGAGGAAAACCCCAAGGAAUAUCUAUAAAGGAAUUCGGGCCCCUACGUGAGAAGCUCGGAGGGGGUGGUUCCAGGAGUUCCUCGUGGAGAGAGGAUCGUCCGUGACUCAGACCCCGUCGAAAAGCUCUCGAUUUCACGCAACCAACCUUAGCCUCGUCCCCAACACAAUCCUUGAUUUUACCCCUGGGAAAAUUAGCCGUUCUCCUGCUCUCGGUUUGGGGUGAGAGCACCCUUCCUAACGGUCUUCGGGAACUGUGCGCGCCGGCUGCAAUGGGGCCGCAUUUUACCCUCCUGUGUGCGGCGCUGGCCGGUUGCUUGCUUCCUGCCGAGGGGUGUGUUAUAUGUGACCCGUCUGUCGUGCUGGCGCUAAAGUCCCUGGAGAAAGAUUACCUGCCUGGCCACCUGGAUGCGAAGCAUCACAAAGCCAUGAUGGAAAGGGUAGAGAACGCCGUGAAGGAUUUCCAGGAACUGUCGCUUAAUGAGGAUGCCUAUAUGGGGGUCGUUGAUGAGGCCACGCUGCAAAAGGGGUCCUGGAGUUUGCUGAAGGAUCUGAAACGCAUCACAGACAGUGAUGUAAAAGGCGAUCUCUUCGUGAAGGAGCUAUUUUGGAUGUUGCACUUGCAAAAGGAAACCUUUGCCACCUAUGUUGCUCGAUUCCAAAAAGAGGCUUAUUGUCCCAACAAAUGUGGUGUGAUGUUGCAAACUCUGAUCUGGUGCAAGAACUGCAAAAAGGAGGUUCACGCUUGUCGAAAGUCCUACGAUUGCGGGGAGCGGAAUGUGGAAGUUCCUCAAAUGGAAGACAUGAUCCUGGACUGUGAGUUAAACUGGCAUCAGGCUUCCGAAGGCCUCACUGAUUACAGCUUUUACAGGGUUUGGGGGAACAAUACGGAGACCUUGGUGUCCAAGGGGAAAGAGGCCACCCUGACCAAGCCCAUGGUGGGUCCAGAGGAUGCAGGCAGCUACCGCUGCGAGCUGGGCUCUGUGAAUUCCAGCCCAGCCACGAUCAUCAAUUUUCACGUCAGAGUGUUGCCCAAAAUGAUCAAGGAGGAAAAACCUUCUCCAAAUAUCGUAACCCCGGGGGAGGCGACCACGGAGUCGUCCAUAACCCUCCAGCCUCUGAAGCCCGAGAAAAUGCUGGCAAGCCGCCUUCUGGGGCUGCUGAUCUGCGGCUCCCUAGCACUGAUAACCGGCCUUACCUUUGCGAUAUUUCGUCGAAGGAAGGUGAUCGAUUUCAUCAAAUCCUCACUGUUUGGCCUUGGCAGUGGAGCGGCCGAGCAAACCCAGGUCCCAGAAGAAAAGGCCACAGAUUCGAGGCAACAAUAAAGAUUUAUCUUGUUGUCUAA